Messenger RNA from Engraulis encrasicolus (European anchovy), 10323 nucleotides. It is a transcript of the gene sbno2b, whose product is annotated as strawberry notch homolog 2b. Gene Ontology annotation, molecular function: histone binding; chromatin DNA binding. NCBI's taxonomy places the organism in Eukaryota, Metazoa, Chordata, Actinopteri, Clupeiformes, Engraulidae. The coding region runs from base 354 to 5369 and encodes 1671 amino acids. The record is from RefSeq and is a predicted model, not a curated record. The transcript has 32 exons. Gene Ontology annotation, cellular component: nucleus. Gene Ontology annotation, biological process: regulation of DNA-templated transcription.
UCAGAACUUCAAAAUGGCUUCGUCUAUGAGGAAGUGAGGAAUAGACUCCAACACAGGGUUUUAAGUGUCUCUUCACUAGCCUAGAACCAACAGGAGUGAAGGGAAAUCAAACGCGGAAGCACCGCCGAGGAGUUUACUUGUAUGAACCAAAGGUGAUGGCGACGCGGUGGCAUUAGUGGUGCGUGUGUGUGAGUGGGUGGGCGCGUUGAGUGGGCCACAGCAGAAGCCGUACACACCACCACCAGUGGGUGGGCCUAUUGAGUGGGCAGCAGCAGCAGCAGGAGAAGGCGUAUAUACACACCACCACCAGCAGUGAUGAUGAUGAUGAUGAUUAGCCCUGCCCUGGUGGCCUGAUGCCUUCCCUCUCCCCCGCCCCUCCGGUCAUGGACGCGGAGAACCGGAUGCACACCCCUGCAGCACACCCUCAGCUGGACAUGGGCAUGUACGGCAUGGCCACCCCCACGCUCGGGGGUCAGCCGUACCCCUGUGGACUCCCAUGGGGAUUCUCCCAGCAGUACCCUUUGGACUCAGCGCGACCCUUACAGACGCCAUACAGCCAGCCGUACCACGCCAGCACCUUGUCGGAUAUCCCCAUGGAGAUCCUGGGAAACUCCUCAUUCCAUGACGUGGACUUCUCUGACAUUGCACUUAACCAGAAUGAAGGCUUCUCUGAGGACCUCUCCUGCCUAGAUGACCUGUCCUCCACGUCGCUCUUCUCCUCCCCGACGGACUCGCUAUCGGAGUACACGGAUGGCUCCUUCCUGCCCUCCUCCAGCAGCAGCCUGGCGCGAGUGCCCACGAUAUGGGACAUCAACACCCCCGCACAGAGCCAGCCAGAGUUGAGCGCCAACAGGUUUCAGGGCCUGAAGAGUUUAGAAGACUUCAAGGCCAUUAUCAGUACCCCACCUCCCAUAGUCUUCCAGACUCCAAGGCCUGUGACUCCAGCUGAUACAGAGCAGGAGGCAGAGGAGGAGGAGUCUGAGGAGCUCGGCCAUGUGGACACCUACGCAGACUACAAACCCUCCAAAUCCACCAUAGGUGUGUCCCAUCCGGAUCGUGUGGUAGAGACUAACACCUUGUCCAGUGUCCCGCCUCCGGACGUGACGUACACACUCUCCAUCCCGGAGCCCACCAUCAACACCGGCCUGCUGUCCGCUCUCCAGCUGGAGGCCAUCAUCUACGCCUGCCAGCAACACGAGGUGAUUCUCCAGAAUCAGCAGCGUGCCGGCUUCCUGCUGGGGGACGGGGCGGGGGUGGGGAAGGGCCGCACGGUGGCCGGCAUCAUACUGGAGAACUACCUGAAGGGGCGCAAGAGAGCACUGUGGUUCAGUGUUUCCAACGACUUGAAAUAUGACGCAGAGAGAGAUCUCAAAGACAUCAACGCACCCGACAUCCCCGUACACGCCUUAAAUAAGAUUAAGUACGGGGACACCACUGCUACCUCAGAGGGCGUGCUGUUCGCCACCUACUCGGCGCUGAUUGGUGAGAGCCAGGCGGGCGGGCAGCUGCGGACCCGACUCAAGCAGAUCCUGGACUGGUGCCAGCCAGACUUCGAGGGAGUCAUCGUGUUUGAUGAAUGCCACAAAGCCAAGAAUGCCACGUCCACCAAGAUGGGCAAGGCCGUCUUAGAUCUGCAGAGCAAGCUGCCCAAGGCCAGGGUGGUGUACGCCAGUGCCACAGGGGCGUCGGAGCCAAAGAACAUGAUCUACAUGAGCCGGCUGGGCAUCUGGGGAGAUGGCACGCCGUUCCGAGCAUUCGAUGACUUCCUGCACGCCAUCGAAAAGAGGGGUGUUGGUGCCAUGGAGAUAGUUGCCAUGGACAUGAAGGUGAGUGGGAUGUACAUCGCGCGGCAGCUGAGCUUCUCGGGAGUGUCCUUCCGCAUCGAGGAGAUCGGCCUGGACCAGGACUUCAAACUGGUCUACAACAAGGCGGCCAAACUGUGGGCGGAGGCUCUGAGCGUGUUCACGCAGGCGGCCGACAUGCUGGGCCUGGUGUCCAGGAAGUCGCUGUGGGGCCAGUUCUGGUCCUCGCACCAGCGCUUCUUCAAGUACCUCUGCAUCGCCGCCAAGGUGCGACGCCUGGUGGAGCUGGCCAAGACUGAGCUGGAGGCCGGCAAGUGUGUGGUGAUUGGGCUGCAGUCCACAGGCGAGGCGCGUACGCGAGAGGUGCUGGAUGAGAAUGAUGGACACCUGGACAGAUUUGUAUCGGCCGCAGAGGGUGUGUUCCAGUCGCUGGUUCAGAAGCAUUUCCCCUCCGAGAAGCAACGCAGGGAGAAGGGAGCCGGAAGCAAGAGGAAACGGAAACCCCGGGGUAGACAGCCCAAGUACCCGCGCCAGACACUGCAGGCCCAGGCGAUGAUGCAGACACAGACACAGCUGCAGAGUCAGACACAGACCCAGGAGCUGGCUGGUGUCAUCAGCAUCAGUGACGAUAGCAGUAGCGAUACGGAGGGCAUCGACAGCGACUCCAACUCCUCGCCAGACUCGCUGCACGACCACAACGACGACGUCAUCUUCGUACAACAGACCAACGGGCACACAGCAGAAGUAGAAAAGCUGAAACAAUCAAUGCUGAGCAAGAUCUCGGAGCUGGGCAAAGAACUACCUCUCAACACACUGGACGAGCUCAUAGACAAAUUUGGAGGACCAGAGAAAGUGUCUGAGAUGACGGGGCGUAAGGGGCGCGUGGUGCGGAGGCCGGACGGCUCGGUGUGUUACGAGUCGCGUGCGGAGCAGAGCAGCACCAUCGACCAGAUCAACAUCAAGGAGAAGGACCGCUUCAUGAGCGGAGAGAAGUUGGUGGCCAUCAUCUCGGAGGCUGCCAGUUCGGGUAUCUCUCUGCAGGCCGACAAGCGCGUUAAGAACCAGUGCCGCCGCGUGCACAUGACACUGGAGCUGCCCUGGAGCGCCGACCGAGCCAUCCAGCAGUUCGGCCGUACGCACCGCUCCAACCAGGUGACUGCUCCUGAGUACAUCUUCCUGAUCUCGGAGCUGGCCGGGGAGAGACGCUUCGCCUCCAUCGUAGCAAAGCGCCUGGAGAGUCUGGGCGCUUUGACACACGGAGACAGAAGGGCCACAGAGUCUCGAGACUUGAGCAAGUACAACUUCGAGAACAAAUAUGGCACCAAGGCCCUUGAUACCAUCACCAAAGCCAUCCUGGGCUACAUUGAGAGCCAAGUGCCCCCUCCCAAAGAUUACCCCAACGGUGACUCCAUGUUCUUUAGUGAUAUGAAGCAAGGGAUGAUGAACGUGGGCAUUUUCUGCAGAGACUCUCGCUUUGGUCUGAGCACUGAAAAAGACUGCACCAUCACUAAGUUCCUGAACCGCAUCCUGGGGCUGGAGGUGCACAAGCAGAACUCGCUGUUCCAGUACUUCUCCGACAACUUCGACUACCUGAUAGAGAAGGACAAGAAGGAGGGCAAAUACGACAUGGGCAUCCUGGAUCUGGCCCCAGGCAACGACGAGAUCUACGAGGAGAAACAGGAGGAGUUUUUGACCCUGGGGAACCCACACGAUGGCCAGGUGGUGCUUUAUAAGAUCACUGUGGACAGGGGCAUGCCUUGGGAAGAGGCUGUGGAGAAGGCACAGCAGCUCAGCGGCGAUGUCGAGGGCUUCUACCUCUCACACAAGCUGAGGGGCACUCAGCCCUGUGUGCUGCUGGCGGAGCAGGGGAGAGGCCACAACCUGAUCGUCCACAAGCCCAACAUCGGCAAGCAGAGCCAGCCCGAGAGCAUGGACGCCAUGACCAGCCGAUACCGCAAGGUUCCGCCUGAGGAGGCCAGGGAGGUGUGGGAGAGCCAGUACUCAUUCUCCAUCAGGAAAUGCAGCCAUGCCAACUGGAAUGGCAAGUGUAAGAAGGUGGAGGAGGGCUAUGAGUGUGUUCAGGGGAUGCGUCUGCGUCAGUACCAUGUGCUGUGCGGUGCCCUGCUGCGCGUCUGGAAACGCGUGGCCGACGUGGUGGCCGACCUCACCAACUCAUCCAUACUGCAGAUAGUGCGCCUGAAGACCAAGGGGCAACACAAGCAAGUCGGCAUCAAGAUCCCAGAGUCGUGUGUGUCGCGGGUACGCGACGAGCUGCAGCAGAUGGACAAAGAGGUGAAGAAGAGACGCAUGGAGCGCCAGCAGACACAGCUCAGCCAGCAGGCUCUGCAGAACCAGCAACUACAGCUGAGCCAGGGGCUGCAGAACCAGCAACUACAGCUACAGGGACUGCAGAACCAGCAACUACAGCUACAGGGACUGCAGAACCAGCAACUACAGCUACAGGGACUGCAGAACCAGCAGCUUCAGCUCCACCCGGGGGGUCUGCAGAGCCAAGAGUUGCAGAUACAGCUCCAACACCUCCAACACCUCCAGCAGCAACUCCAACAGCAGCAGCCACAGCAGCCUCCACCUCCAUCAUCAUCAUCAUCAUCAUCAUCAUCACACCGCCUCCUCCUCUCCCAGUUCUUCUCCUCCCCCUCCUCCAUCUCCAUCUCCAGCCCCUCAACUCCCACCCCCACCCCCAUGCCUAUGGACCUCUCCACCCAUUCCCACUCCUCCUCCUCCUCCUUCCUCUUCGCACCUCCUGCCUCCUCCUCCACCACCAUCAUGGCCGCCUCCUCCACCGUCUUCCCCUCACUGUCUGGCUCCAGUACCCCGCUGGUGGACAUGCUGGACGCGUCGGACGAGCCUGAUGGAAGUGGUCCGCUGGGUCAGGAGGUUGGGUCGUACGGAGGAGGAGGAAGUGGUGCGCUGGGUCAGGAGGUUGGGUCGUCUGCUGCCGCUGCUGCUGCUGCUGGGUCAUCGUCAUCGUCUGCUGCUGCGUCUGCUGAGGACUUCAGCCUAGACUCCCUGGCGGCGGCCACCGGGGGGCAGCAGAGGGGGGUGCAGGAGGAGGGCAAGCAGCUGUCGCAGGAGUACCUCGACCUCUUCGACCUCAACCUGUGCCCGCCCAUGUCCAAUACACCGCCACCGCCACCGAUGCCGCACCCGCUGCUGCCUGUGCCAACGCCACCGUCACUGCCACCCUCCGCCCCGCCCUCGCCCUCAUCAUCAUCAUCGCCGCCACCACCGCCGUCCUCCUCCUCGUUGCAGGUCCAGAUUUCCAACAAUCAUCUCUUCGUGCCGUCUAAUGUGGGGACCCCAGGGGCGUCUCCCACAGCUUCUACUGCCACCACCCCCACCAACGCAAACGCUGCUUCUGCUGCCGCCACCCCGACGCUCUUCUUCCCAGAGAUCCCCCAGCUGACUGUGGCCGGCACGGCGUGCGACGCCAACGACGACGACGUCCACAUAGACUUCCGGGAGGUUCUGAACAGCAUGUUCCAGAGCGGGCCGGAGAGGCAGUCGGUCAUCCAGUUCCCCCUUCAAGGUCGGGACUCCUCCUAACAUCCAGUCCAGAGACCAUAUCACAGACCUUCCCAUCCCCCCCCCUCCUCGCUCACAACAACAACAAAAACACCAGACAGUCAACACCUGGGUGUGCCGUGCACUUUCCCUGGCCCCUUACAGAAGCUAUUAGCUUUAGCUAGCUGGCAGCUCAGCUAUUGACUUGAGUUGUUCCAUGACCAUGUUACGUGACCACCACGUUAUGGACAUACAUACAGUACAUUAGGCACAUGUGCGAAGUGAUACUACGUCUGCUUCCUGAUCGGCCGGGUGGGUGUGGGGAAGCUGGAAGAAGCCAUAAUCUGCAAUGACGACGCAAAGAGAGAGAGAAAGAGGGAGGAAGAGAGUAAGAGAAAAAGAGAGGGAGAGAAAGAGAGAGCGUACUGUACCUAUACACCAAGGUAUUUCAACUGACAGGCAAGGGAGUUAAAGGAUUUUGAGUUUAAUUUGACCUCUCGUACGUAGGUGUCAUCCUAUACAGCUGUCCGUCCACCUCCCUAACCAAUCUCUCUCCAGAUGCAACUAUUUAUUUACACUAGUCUGCCGAACAUUUUCUACGAAAAAAAACCCAACAACAAUCUGCUGUUAAAUCAGUGCCUUUGGACAGAAUGCGAUGUUACCUUUUCAAACACUCUGACUUAAAGUUUUGUCUACAUUACAAGCUGUGCUGUACAUACCAAAUGCGGCGCUCUUUCAUUUUCAUCCUGUCUUACAGUAAUGCAGCAUUUUCUUGGCUCUUGGCAUGAGGAAAAAAAGAUGAGUGUAAAUCAAAAAAGGAUUACCAAAAAGGGGAAAAAUGAAUGUCUUUCAAAUUGUCCUGCACCACCAUCCCUUUUUGGUCAGGCGGACUUGCGAAGGCCGUGUUUUAGAUAUGCCAGCGGAUGGUCUGGACUGUUGGGUGCCUGCUUCUUCCUCUUGUGGCCUUUCGCCCUCCGUGCACAGGGCCGGAUUGACACGUAGGUUAGAUAUGGCUGCAGCCUAUGGGUCCCCACCUGCCAGCCCCCCCCCGAGGUUAGAUAUGGCUGCAGCCUAUGGGUCCCCACCUGCCAGGGGACCCACAGAGGCUAGAUAUGGCUGCAGCCUAGGGCCCCUCAUCCGCCAUGGGGGCCCUGAUUGGCCAAAAGUUAAAAAAAUUGCAGAAUUGUGUCAAGAUGCAAUGUUGAAAUUUUCAUCUAUCAUGCUCAGUAGAGUUGGUAGAGAUGUUAUGCCUAAUUCCUAGCUGGUAAUUAUUACACUGUGUAUGUAAAUGUGUAGCAGAAUUUGCCUUCCAGGGGCCCACAACAAUCUGUAGCCUAGGGGCCCCAGACCAUCUUAAUCCGGCCCUGUACCACGCAUACGCUCUUCUCACCUCUCAUCAUUGGCUUGUCUUGUAAAAUCCUCAGGAAGGCUGACUGACGUUGACUCAAGUCGCAAACAUCGCAAAGCACUUCUGUUUGUUUGUUUUUUGUUCAUUUUUUUGUGUUUUUGUGCUUUCCUCUUUGACAGACCAAUUUCCAAUCUGCGCAUGUCGUUUCACAUGUGCCAUUGUUUUCAACACCACAGUAGUGCACCUCUCCUGCUGCAGUUCAGAAGCCUGCUAUGCUUAGAAAUGUUAAGUAUCCUCCGCGCUCCUGGGGAGCAUUUCUCAAAAGAGAAGUAGUUAUUCUGUUGGCAACUUCGGUAGUUGGCAAUGGGAAAAUGCAUUGAAAACAACAAAGUAGCUAAUUUAGUAAGCAACUUUGGUUUUGAGAAAUGCACCCCUGUACUUCACAAUCUGCUGUGUCACGGGAGAGGAAUACCGUACGUUCAAGUUGGGAAGAAAGUCACCGGCGGCGCAUCUUCCGAUGUGGAAAGUAAUACUCUUCUUAAUUAGGAGCAGUGCCAAAACUAACGUGUCGACACUGUUACGUCUUCCUCAGAGACAAGAGGCAGUUUCCGCACUGCUCCUAACAAAGCAGAAAAUUACUUUCCACAUCUGAAGAAGAUGCUCCGGUGACUUUCUUCCCUGCCUGCUCAAUCAUCACUGUGUUCUUUCCUCUUGCCUGGAAACCCCAAGAGAAGUCCAAUGCAAAUGACGACAGAUGGCAAUCUUAAGCAAUAAUGCGCUAAUGCUUAAAUAUAUUGGCCGCUAAUACUUAAAUUUGUUGGCCACUUGUGUUGAUAAGAAACUUUUGUACGCCGUUGUGUCUUCUUUGAACAAAUGUUGUGCUUUUAGUACUCAUGACCUUUGUAAGGAAAGAAAAACAUUGUUAGGGGUUAAAAGCGAUGUUGAUUAUUAUAGAGUUUGCUUUUUGUUGUGUUAAAUUAUUUGCUUGUUUUUUUAUUUAUAUUUAAGGGACAUGCUUGCCGUUUUUAAACUGUGAUCCCAAAAGAUGCAUACAGUUAGUAAAAAAGACUUGUCAGGGAACAACUCCAGAAUCCAAACUGAAAAAAAAACCAACAACAAAGAUCACUUUUAGUCUAACUUGCCUACACAUUAAUAUUGCACUGUUUAUCACUGCUGUAUGAGACCUAUUCUGUAUAAAGUAAGAUCUCACUUAAUUAUCCUUUUACUUUUGCAGAGUUAUACCAAAGUAUUUAACAAAGGACUUAUCUGGCUACAUCUGACCUAAUCUCCAACUCAGGAAAUGUUAUACUGUACAUAUAUAAUAUGUGUAUGUAUGUGUGACUGUGUGGUUAAAGAGGUGGGAGACUGUCUUUAUAUGUAGACAGGGCUGAAUAAUGAUUAUUGAUCUUGUGUUCACAUGUAGCGAUGCUUGCGAGUGCUUCUUUUCCCUCUUGGUGAGCUAUUGGAGUGUGUUACAAUAUGCGACCUUGCCUCCUCCACUUGUGCUUGUGGCCUCGCCCCGCCUCCUGGCCCCUCCUCUGUGGAGAAAACGAUAAAGUUUCCCAGCUGUCAGCCUAGCCACAACAACUGUUGAGGGACUGUUUUUCAUUCACCAUCCCAAUUGCAAAUGAGAAAAACACAUUACAAUUGAGCUUUUGCAAGAUAUUGAAACAUAAUGCUGUUGUCAGUGAUGCCAUCAUGACAUAUUACUUCCUGGUACGAGGCCACAAGCACAAGUGGAGGAGGCAAGGUUGCAUAUUGUAACGCACACAUUGUCUGACAUGAACAGGUAUUAUGUAACGAAUGCUGGGAUUAGACAAUGGUGUCUUAACAUUUCACCAUUUGCCUUUGUGCCAUAGUGCGGAGGAUGUAGCCCAGAAUCACUGAUAAAUCUAGUGCGAACCAAAUCUAUAAUGAGCAAAAAAAAGAUGUUGCAUGCAGAAACUGGUCAUCUUUGAUUGAGAGUGAGGAAUGCCUUUCUUUGAUCCAAUGCUGUUUUCGGUGAGAAGGACCAUAUUUUAAGUUCUUAGGUCUUAUUGUGCAGUCUUACAGGCUGCGUCUAUGAAAGGAAUAAUACGUAAGACCUCUUUAUUAUUAUGCCGUGAAACCAAAUUCUUUUAGGUGAAACCACACUGUGCUUACAGAGGAGUAUUUCUGAGCAGAAUUUGCACACAGCUGAAGUUUUCUUGUGUGGUGGCCAUUGUGUUUGGUUUGAUUGCCCAUUUUAACUUCUCAGAGAAACACACCAAGCCACACAUGUCUUUCCAGACAUUCUGACAUCUUGUAUUCAUAGACUAUAUAUAAUGUAGGUAUGUAGUUGUCCUGUAUAUGAACACUUCACACCUCGAUCGCAGUUUCAACACAAUCUAACAUUUGUGUCAAAGACGUGCAAAACGACAUUGUCAUACAGUGUAACGGAUGCCUUCUACUGACUGUAACUGUAAAAAACAUCACUCUUUUUAUUUAUUUAUUGUCACAGGGAAUUCAUGAAAGCCUCGGCUGUCAUCCAUUCACUUAAAACAAUUUAAAAAUCGUGUUUUUUUGCAGUUACAAGUUGUCCGUAACACUGAAUGACAAAGACGUCUUUGACCCAUAUGCCUCUUCUGCAUCCCCAUUCAAUGUUCAUCUAAAUGGAUCAUUGUCUUAUAGCAUGGCCACAUAGCAAGUUAGGAAGGCCAGUUAUAAGUUUGCCGCAACCUUAAUUCAUGUCAAGUGAUUGUUGGGUCAAAGACGUCCAACAUGUCCUUCAGUGCAACGGAUACUUAUGCUUACUGUAAAGGCAAAAUUUUUGUUGGUUUUUUUUGGCUUGGCUUUCAUGCAUUCACUUUUCAAAAAAUUGUUUUGAAAUGUCAUGUUUUCACAGUUACAGUAAGCAAAAGCAUCUGUUAGCACUGAAGGACAGUGUCAUGUUGGACGUCUUUGACCCUGUUUCCCAGUACAUUCCAAUGGGUCUGGACUCAGGACACUCCAACAGAUGCAGUGAUAAUGCUUAAUGCGAUGCGGGUUAGCGGUUUGGGUCAUACACAUUCAGAACUGACAACACACAAAGUUUCUUUAUGGCUUCGCUAUAUAUUGCUUUUUUUUAAUGAUUAUAUGUAAAAAAAAAAAUAAAAAAAAUAAAAAGACGUGAUGGUGACAUAGCCAGGGGAAAAAAAUGGAUUAUAAUGAUUUUAUUUAUAUGAUAUUCUGUGGGCCAUUGAUCAUAUUUGUGUUAUUAGUCAUGUUGCACUAAAACUAUUAACAUGUGUAUUUCAGUUCCUGAGCUUAUCUGCAAGUGCUUCUGCUUUUUUUCUGUGGGGACAGUUUUGGGUUUUUCAAAUAAUCGCUUUUGUCGCUCUUUAUCUUUUUUAUCAACAUUGUAUUCUUGAAGAUAUCUUAUCCAGAUAAUUUAUUGCUUUAAAAAACAUGCUACUGAUUGUAUCUUUGAGAGCAAAUGAUUUUUGUUUUGUGUAGAGUUGCACUUUCAUUCUGUUUGUUUGCCCUUAUGUUUUUCUAUGUAUUUAUGAUUUAGAUUCAUGUAUAUAUGUACAAAUUGUGCCUUUUAAACUAAUUCUUUCGAAUUGUUUUCUACUUGUAACAGGACGAACAUAAUACAGUGCAAUCUCAGUUUUGUGAAAAAAGUAAUAAAUGGUUGCAGAUAGUGCCUGA